AUGUUGUAGGGAAAGAAUGUUAUUCUAAUUAUUUUGUAUUUCAACCGAAAGGCCUGUAGAUCCUGUAGAUCAAUUAAACAGUGAAAUAAACGGUACUUGGUUGAACCAUAUGUGUAUGUUACAUAUGUACAAAAUUAUACCAUUUUUUUUAUAUUUGACCUUAUACCAUGGACUUGGGUAUUGAGAACUAUACCGGGGAUGAAGUAAUCGUAACACAUUUUGGCAAAAAUUUUUGCAUUAAAAUUCCUAGAAAAAAAGAUGGCAUUAACAACAAUGAAAUUCUACAAAAAUUCAAUAUGCCAAAUUUGCUGGGUUUGUUUAGGAAGGAUAUGCUUGAUGAUUUAAAAUGUAAUCUUGAUCAAAUAGUAGCUUUAGAUUUUUCUGAAUGUGGGUUACAUGAUUUACCCCAACAACUUUGCACUCCUAACCUUAAACAUUUGAAUUUAGCUCACAACAAGCUCAAAGAAAUGCCUCUAUGCCUGUAUAGUGGAAAAAUGAAUAAGAUAGAAUAUCUAGAUUUAUCAAAUAAUUUUCUUACAUCAUGUGAUGAGGAACCAGAUUGUGUUCUACAACUGAAGAAAAUAAACCUAAGCUCUAAUUGUCUGGAGAAUUUACCAGCUUGGUUUUUGGAAUUUCGCUGCACUAACCUAGAAGAAUUAGAUUACAGUGAAAACAAAGCCAAACAUUUCUCUUUUUUAAAAAAUAGUACAAACUUAACGCUUAUGAAAAUCUCUAAAUUGAAACUAAAAAAUUCAUGCCUAAUUGACACAGAUUUUGCUCUUUUAAAAAAAUUUCGUUAUUUGGAAUAUUUGGAUAUAAGUAAUACAAGUAAUUGUAUCAGUGAUAACUACAUAAAUAAUUUCAAAGAAAUUCAGCAAUUGUUUCAAAACAAUCUUUGGGAAAGAAUGAAAAUACUAAAUCUGGCAUUUCUAAAUAUUUCAUUUUUUCCAGAAGAUAUUUUUCGCCUUGAAAAUCUCAGAGAACUUCACUUAAACAAUAAUAACAUAUCAUGGCUAACAGACGGUUUGAAACUUUUAAUCAACCUACAAAUCUUAGAUAUUUCCAACAAUGGACUUUUAGUUUUGUCGAAUGAAAUUGUACAUCUGAACAAUCUUAAGAUUUUGAAAGCUUCUCAUAAUUAUUUAGAGGAGCUCCUGGGCCUACCUCCAUACUUGGAAACAUUGGAUUUAUACAAUAACUGUUUGGAAAAUCUAAAUCAUAUAAAUAUAGAUAGUUUGAACUCUAUAGAUUUAGAAUUAAAUUAUAUAGAACUAAUAAACUGUUCUGAAUAUGAAUACAAAAGGGACUAUUACAGAAACUCUAAUUGUUGUCAAGACAGAGAACAAGGUGCAAAAAUAAGAACAUCUGUUAGUUCUCAUUCAGUUUGGUCGUCUUGUGAUCUGGAAAGUGAAACUUCAGAACUGUCCAAUACAAACUUACAGUAUUUAAAUGUAGUGGAAGAAAAUUGGGAUGAUGAAGAGGUUGAAAAUGUAGUGCAGUUUUCAGAUAUAACUCCUUCAGAUGACGAGUGGGAUGGUGAUGAUAAAAUAAAACAAAAUUGUUGUAUUAAAAAAUCUUUUGUUCAAAAAAAUGAGGACUGGAUAUUUGUUGAUGCAGAUUAACAUAAUAUUUUUAAAGUUAUUUUGUUUAUUUGUGAUAUACAAUAUAUUUAGCAGGGGCGGAACUGUGAGUUUUUAUUGAAAAUCAUUUUUUAAAGUGUUGUUAGAAAAUCUCUGUGGUGUAUUUAGCAACACCGCGGGCCGACCAAAAAGUUAGUCUCAGCCGGUGUAUCCAAGAGGCAACGACGUUUUCACGUGCGGUACCGUUGUGAAAUAAAGAACCUUUAUUUUUGUGAUAUUAAAGUGGAAGUAAUUAACUUUACUGUUUUCUUUCGAAAACCCAGUCCGCCGACAUAUCAAUCUCCUAAUUUUAGCAAGUUAUUUUAUUAUUGUUAACAUAAUUUUUUUGUGGUACUAACCAGCGCGACAUAAAUAUGUACUUGUAUGAGUCACAAAAUCAGUUGACAAAAUGUUAUUUGAAUACCGUGAAAAAGUAUUUCAGUUUCUAUUGUUGUUUAAAGUGAAAUUUAUUUGUCGGUUCUUUCUUGAAAUGCGCCCCAUGAUAUUCUUUAAGUAUAGUUGCAAACAUAUUGUGUUUUAAUAAAGUAACAAGCCUCUCACUUUUCAAGGCAUUAUGAUAUAUGGUCCUAAUAAAUUAUUUUUUAUUCUAAUUGCUUUAUUAUUUGAUAAUUCUUAGAAUGGGAACACAAAUAUUUCAGAUUGAAAUAAUAAUUAUUUUGAGCAUUCAGGUAAGUAAU
This is a messenger RNA of Cylas formicarius (sweet potato weevil), 2317 nucleotides long. RefSeq names its product leucine-rich repeat-containing protein 40-like. The transcript is spliced from 2 exons. The record is from RefSeq and is a predicted model, not a curated record. The coding region runs from base 168 to 1622 and encodes 484 amino acids. Gene Ontology annotation, molecular function: protein binding. NCBI's taxonomy places the organism in Eukaryota, Metazoa, Arthropoda, Insecta, Coleoptera, Brentidae.